Molecule: messenger RNA, 1170 nt
Organism: Durusdinium trenchii
Lineage: Eukaryota; Dinophyceae; Suessiales; Symbiodiniaceae
Source: the annotation of a GenBank genome assembly
AUGACAGAUGUGCGGCCCAUUGCGGAGACCGACUUAAGUUUGGAUGAAGCGGAAGACAAGAUCAAGCAGAUGCGGCAGGAUCGGAACUGGCUCUCAGAGCGAGCAGCAAGGAAGAAGGGGCUGGUAUCUAUUGUGGUGAUCCUUCCAGAGGGCAUUGGCACAGAGUUUGCCAUCGUGGCAGGCUACAACGAUGAAGUUGACGUCAAGAUUGCAGAGCACAGGGUUGAGCUCUCAGCUGACAGCGCUAGGAUGCUCUCGCUGAAACUUGCCAGCUUUGGCACGAGCUUCCUGAUGCAAACGGCCGCCUGGCACAUGAGUAAUGCGAGCGAACGAGGUAGAAGUUGCUUGUUGUUGGCGGUCUUGCACUUGGCCACGCUGCAUUUGCCCGCAGACAGUUUGGACCGGCUUCGCAUUUCACCAACCUUCGAGAACUGGGUGACGGCCUUUUGUCGGGAAGCCCUUGAGGGCCAAGCCAGCGAUCUCUUCGGCGAGUCCGAACUUGAAGUUCGGAGAGAUCCGCAUCUGAAGAAGCGCUUACCAAGGAGAGUCAUCCGCCUGAUGCGCGAGGAUCCCAAUUUCCAGACUGUUCUUCAGGCUGAUAUUUUUGCUCAACACGAGCAUGAUGCAGGUGAGCCAAACUAUCCAGAGUGCGCUGACAUCGACCAACUUUUUGAUCGAGUUCUUGGAGAAUUGCUGGAACCCUACAAGGCAAAACGUUUUGGUGGGGAGCUACAGCUAGAAGAAGCGCUUUUCCAUUCUCUCAGUUCUACAGGCAAAAUGCUGUCUUUGUUGACAGGACCUCCGGCCAGUCUUCGCAGAUCUGGAAGGGGAGCAACUGUGACUGGGACUUGUGGCUACCACAGAAGCCUUCAAUGCCUUCAUUCUGAGACCUUCAGGUAUCAGUAUGAAAGAUGUUUUGUUCGUGAAUAUGGGUUGAUGGCCGGAAGAGCUUAUGUCGAAAGUAGGUGCCUCAACACCUCGUACCAUCUCGUACUGUGUGCGAUCGAAGGUUCUAUCUUGCCAUGGGCGAGAAUUCGGGCGAGUUCAAAGCUGGUUGCAUCGUCCGAGCCAAUGUAUUGCCCGGGUCUCAGUCUGUGCAGAGCCAAGCCAAGCCAGUCAAGAUCAGUCAAGCGUCCUAGCUUAGUUGCUUCUUACCUCCUUCUUACUUAG